This is a messenger RNA of Hypoxylon fragiforme, 1470 nucleotides long. RefSeq names its product WD40 repeat-like protein. Gene Ontology annotation, molecular function: protein binding. The record is from RefSeq and is a predicted model, not a curated record. The transcript has a single exon. Bases 1 to 1470 code for a protein of 489 amino acids. Lineage: Eukaryota; Fungi; Ascomycota; Sordariomycetes; Xylariales; Hypoxylaceae.
AUGUCUGCCCCUCACCAAGACGAAAUGGACGAUGCGCCCGAGCUACUGGAUGCCGACGAUGCGCUCGAGGAAAUUGAAGACGCAGAGGGUGAUAUCGCUAUGGACUCGGAUGAAGAACCUGAAGAGAUCAGUUUACAAAACGAUAGCAUAGCCUAUUUUGAUGCACACAAAGACUCCGUCUUCGCGAUCGCUCAACAUCCGACACAACCCGCACUUAUUGCGACAGGAGGUAGUGAAGGCGACGGAGAUGAUGCGCCAGGAAAGGGUUACGUCUUCGACACGAGUCCUGUUAUCGGCCGCCCUGUUCUACCAGCGAGCUACAACUCCGACCCUGCGCAGCCACAGAAGAACACAAAACUAACCCCUCUAUUCACGAUUGAGGGUCAUACCGACUCUAUCAACGCUCUUACCUUCACACUACCGAACGGCGAAUUCUUAGUAUCUGGGGGAAUGGAUGGUAGGUUGCGCGCAUAUAAGCUCGCUAUCGAUGCGCACGAUAAGCCAUCUCUCACCUUUCUGGCCGAAUCCCAGGAGGUGCCUGAAGUGAACUGGCUGGCCGCCUGUCCGUCACCGAAAUUUCCCAACACGAUCGCAAUAGGUGCUUCUGACGGUUCCGUAUGGGUAUACACAAUUGAUGCCUCCGAUUCCACGAACCCAAUGCAAAUCGUCCAAAGUUACUUCCUACACACCGAAGCUUGCACGGCCGGUGCUUGGUCGCCCGAUGGCACAUUUUUAGCCACAGUAUCAGAGGACAGCUCGCUUUACGUAUGGGAUGUUUGGGGUGAAGCCGCAGCGAAGAGUCUUGUCAACGACAAUGGGCUGACUGUUGUGGGCCUCACAAAUCAAGACCAGCGUUUCAAUGUUGAAGGUGGGCUGUACUCAGUGGCAAUCGACCCGAAAUCAACAUUUGUCGCGGUUGGUGGCGCGGGUGGCGCCAUAAAGAUUGUAGGACUACCGAGGAUAGACUCGGAUGCGCAACCCAUGUCCAGCAAGCAGAGCAAAUCCAAGGCAAAAGGCGCCGACGCCGGUGGCACGCAAGGCGGCACGAUACUCGCGGACCUACAUACCCAAGCCGAUGGAAUCGAGUCGUUGCACUUCUCGACGAAGCAGACGCUCCUUGCGGCUGGGAGUGUAGAUGGCAGCAUCGCUGUGUAUGACACGUCGCGAAGAUUUGCUGUACGGCGUCACAUAAAAGAGGCGCACGAGGAGUUCAGCGUUGUCAAAGUCGAGUUCGUCGCCUCGGGGCUAGGCGACGGUUGGCUGCUCACAAGCUGCGGCAUGGAUGGUGUGGUCAGGCGGUGGGAUGUCCGGGGCGCAGCGAGCUCGACGGAGAGUAGUCUGGUGAGAGAGUGGAAGGGACAUAGGGGAGAUGGCGAAGGUGGAGGCGUGCUAGGGUUUGUGCAAGGGGCUACCGGGGAGAGAAUCGUUACGGCGGGUGAUGAUGGAGUUGUGCUUGUAUUCGAGGCGUAG